UCGUCACCACCAUGUCGAGGUAUAGCAUUACCGAACUGAUGGCCCUACAAGACACUGCCUCUAUUGAUAUAGGCCAAUUUACUAUAUAUGCGCUUGAGAAUAACUUACUACGCCGCCAAAAGAGCCAAAAGACCGGAUCGACUACCGAGCAUGAACCAAAUUCGUCUGGAUCUCGACGUGCUGAUCGCUCGACGACGACGACAGGCUCGGACGGAUCGUUCCAAAAGUUAUCUUCACGUCCGCAUAGUGAGACGCACGACAAAGAUUCGGACGACAGUUCUGGCUUUGUCAACUUUCUGAAACGACACACUUCGCCAAAACACCAGCGAGUCACACCAGGAGGCAAGGUUGUCCAGAUUGAUGGCAAGGUCCCUGCUCCAGAGUUUAAGCCCCCCGCCAUGAAGAAGAGCGAGGACUGUCCACCAAAGACCGGAAGGAACACAACGAAGCCUGUCACAUCCCUGAAAGCCAGCAUGGAGAAGAAAACCGGUCAAAACAGCGGCGAGUCAUCGAACUCCAACAGUGUAAGGUUCGACACGUCAGCCGAACAUGAAAAACCAGUCAGGGGAUCUGCAGCUAUUCGCACAGCUACGGGCAGUGAGGAAUUCAAUCCCCAAGUUGGUGGCUUCUAUCCAACAUUCCAAUCGUUGCAACAACUGCAAGUUCCAUUAAUGGCAUCUAACAUCUACCAACAACAACAACCAGUAUCGUGGAGCCAGGGAUUUGGGCCCAUAUUCCAGGUCAUGCAGACUGGCCAAGACGCUCUUCCAAUGGCAGGAGGAUACCUCAAUUAUCAGCCGUUCCUGUUGCCUGAUCCAGGAGCAUGGUAUCAAGCUGUUCCUCAGUCAUUCAUCAAUCAGGGCACUUUCCUUCAGGGUUUGUCGCAGCAACAGACCGCUCCUCUACUGGCAACCCUUUUGCCAACGGUAGGGAACCAGGGUACGAUAGUCCCUACGAUCAGCCUGCCUGACCCCCAAAUGACUGCGCCGGCUACAUAUACCUUGCUAGGCCCUAACACCUUGACAAGCCAAUUGGCUCCGGCGGCAACACCAUACUCAGGGCCACUUCCGACGUACGUGGCUGAUCAAAACGCGCACAGAUCUCUCCAGGACUCGGUCAAAGAAUAUCAGAAUCUGUCGACACAGCUAGCGAACCUUGAUCGGUACAUGGCUAUUCAUGUUUUCGAGAUGGAUGCAGAGACAAAGCAGAGUUUAGUUGAGCAGAGACGAAAUCUUGUGAAGGACCUGGACAUGGCAAGGCGAUACAAGGAACAUCUUGAGUCUAACUUCAAGAUUCCCUCCACCGUCAUUGAGUCAACAACCCCGGCGCCCGCAUUUUAG
Messenger RNA from Talaromyces stipitatus ATCC 10500, 1340 nucleotides. RefSeq lists its product as uncharacterized. Lineage: Eukaryota; Fungi; Ascomycota; Eurotiomycetes; Eurotiales; Trichocomaceae. Bases 12 to 1340 code for a protein of 442 amino acids. The record is from RefSeq and is a predicted model, not a curated record. The transcript is spliced from 2 exons.